Messenger RNA from Apodemus sylvaticus (European woodmouse), 4351 nucleotides. RefSeq names its product tRNA methyltransferase 10A (gene Trmt10a). Gene Ontology annotation, cellular component: cytosol; nucleoplasm; nucleus. The record is from RefSeq and is a predicted model, not a curated record. Gene Ontology annotation, biological process: tRNA N1-guanine methylation. Gene Ontology annotation, molecular function: tRNA binding. Bases 167 to 1144 code for a protein of 325 amino acids. The transcript has 9 exons. NCBI's taxonomy places the organism in Eukaryota, Metazoa, Chordata, Mammalia, Rodentia, Muridae.
UGACGUAAGCCGUAAGUGUCGUAACCAGGCGUGCAACCACCGCCUCUGCCUCUGGGAGUUGAAGUUUCUGAAGGAGGACUAACGCGUGGAGCCGAGAGCACUUCAGAAAGGCUUUCUGACCGCACCCUGGCGUUCCCCAUCGGCCCCGCGGCUUGAGACAACAAAUAUGUCAUCUGACGUGCUGCCAGCACCUAUUGAGCCUCCGAAUGUGGAAAACAAACCAGGUGCCAGUGACGGUGAGGAGGAGACACAGAAGCCAAGAGUGGAUGCAGGGGCUGAGCCAAUAUCUAAACGGCAGCUGAAGAAGCUGAUGAAACAGAAACAAUGGGAGGAGCAACGGGAGCAGCGCAAGGAAAAACGAAAAGAAAAACGCAAGAGAAAGAAAUUAGAGCGACGUCAGCUAGAGCCCAACUCAGACGGAAAUGACAGGAAGCGCAUUCGAAGACAUGUUGCUCAUAGCAGCCUGCGCCUGGUCAUCGACUGCAGCUUUGAUGACUUGAUGGUGUUGAAGGACAUUAAGAAACUUCAUAAACAGAUUCAACGGUGUUAUGCAGAAAACCGCCGAGCAUCGCACCCAGUGCAGUUUUACCUGACGAGCCAUGGAGGUCAGCUGAAGAAGAACAUGGAUGAGAAUGACCGAGGAUGGGUCAACUGGAAGGAUAUUCACAUCAAAUCAGAGCACUAUAGUGAACUCAUAAAGAAAGAAGACCUGGUUUAUCUGACGUCAGACUCGCCUAAUGUACUGAAGGACUUGGAUGAGUCAAAGGCCUAUGUGAUUGGAGGGUUAGUGGACCACAACCAUCACAAGGGACUCACAUUUAAACAAGCAUCCAGUUAUGGAAUUGAACAUGCACAGCUCCCUCUUGCAGACUUUGUGAAGAUGAAUAGUCGAAAAGUCCUGGCGGUUAACCACGAGUUUGCUUGCCUAGGAAUAUGGCAUGGUACAUGUGUGGUCACAGGACAUCUUCCAGGAUGCAGUUCUUGCCGUAUACCUGCAGCAAUGAACUCCUACCCCAAUGAGAUAUGUUUUCAGUGGCGAAGAUUUCUUUUAUCACCAGGAAAGCGAGAAGAUCUAUGUUCCGUCUGUGAAGAGUCUUCACUAUGUGACCUGUGUCACACACACACACACACACCGCUCUGCUAAGAGCUGUAGACUUAGAAUUAGGAACUAAUUUCCUUCACUUUAUUAGUGGGGUGGGCUAGAAAUACAGCCUGCAGUUUAAGUAAUGAUAACAACACAAGUUGACUUUAUGUCCAAAAGAGAUACAAAAGCCUUGGAUCUCCAUGUCUAUUCCAGGAAGGGCUUUUCAACCACCUUCUGCUGUGGCUGACACUGACCAGUGCACCAAGUGUGAUGGUUUGUAUAUGCUUGGGCCAGGGAGUGGCACUAUUAGGAGGUGUGGCUUUGUUGGUGUGGCACUGUGGGUGUGGGUUUAAGACCCUUAUCCUAGCUGCCUGGAAACAAGUUUACUAGCAGCCUUCAGAUGAAGAUGGAGAACUCUCAGGUCCACCCGCACCAUGCCUGCCUGGAUGCUGCCGUGCUCCCACCUUGAUGAUAAUGAACUGAACCUCUGAACCUAUAAGUCAGCCCCAAUGAAAUGUUGUCCUUAUAAGAGUUGCCUUGGUCAUGGUGUCUGUUCACAGCAGGACAACCCUAACUAAGACACCAUGCUAAUGAGGAAAUGAGCCAACCUGGACUUGAGAGGACCAGGAUGGUGAGAAUGCUGUAAGGGCUGGCAGCUGUAGGAGAGCUGCCUCACAUGCAGACUCGUGUUGAGCACUUCUCCCGCACACGCUCAACUGGGACGGAGAAGAGUGACACACAGUAUGCUUUUACUCCCCGCUGAACAGACCCGAAAUGCCUGGAGUCUUAACAAAUAAGUGGAAGAAUCAGAACGUGUAAGACGAUGAGGAUUUCACAGGUUGAAGUAAAAGGAAGUUAAGGAGCCAGAAUUUCGUUAGAUACACCAGACAUCUUUGCCUUGAGGUCAUCAUAUGAUAAUAAAAAAUAAGAAUUUUUUUUGACAUCCUGAAAUUGAAAGACAGAUCUCAAAGCUCGGGGCCCAAAGAGGACCACCCAAGGACUCCAUCUGCUGAUGAUAGGGACACCCAGUCACGCCACAAUCUCUGAAUAAGAUCAACAAGGAUAUAAAAAGGCCAAGACAUUGAUGAUAACUGAUGAAAAUUUAACAUUUAUUCCUGGGGAAGAUGAUCAGAAGUUAUAAGCCUGGAGGCAGACGCAUUGCUCCAGCUAGCUUUAUGUCAAUUUGAAUCAAGCUAUAGUUAUAUGAAAGAAAGGAAUAUCAAUUGAGAAAAUGCCUCUGUAAGAUCCAUCUGUAAGGCAUUUUCUUAAUAAGUGAUUGACAGGGAAGGACCCAGUGCAUUGUGGGUGGUGCCAUCCCUGGGCUGGUGGUCCUGGAUUCUAUAAGAAAGCAGGCUGAGCAAGCCAUGAGGGUCAAGCCAGGAAGCAGCACUCCUCCAUGGCCUCUGCACCAGCGCCUGCCUCCAGGUUUCCGUCCUGUUUGGAUUCCUGCUUUCACUGCUUUCGAUGAUGAGGGAAAUAAACCCUUUCCUUCCCCAAGUUGAUUUUGCUCAUGGUAUUUCUUCACAGCCAUGAUGAUCCUAACUAGGACACAUCAAAAGAGAAAAGGCACAAAGUGGCAAUGCUGGGGAGCAGAAGAAAAAUGAUUGUACAGACGUAAAAUCAUGAAAAAAUACAUUUUAUGAACAAAUGUAAAUCCUAAAAGUUAAAUUAAAUAGACAAAUUCCUUGGAAAAAUGCAAGUUGCCUAAGCUUACUAAAGAUGGCAUAAAAAGCAGACCUCUGUGAGACAAAAGAAACUUUAUCUUCUGCUUAAAACUUUCGACUGGAGGGGAACUUGAAGCCUGUCUUUCCUAGAGAAUUUGAGCCAUCAACUCAGAUCAUCUAGAAGAUUAAAGAGAGGUCCCGACCAGUUACAUGGUGCCUGCAUUGUCCUCAGCAAACCAGAGAACGACGUCGUAAGAGAACUACAGCUUCUCCAAACAAGGACGUAAGAAUAUUAAACAGUAUUUUAUAAACCGUGGUAUUGAAAAUAACAACACACCAUACUAAGUUGACUCUUUACCCCAGAAUGCAAGGAUGGCUUAAUAUUGGAAAACCGGCCUAUGUGAUACACUAUAUUCAUAACCUAGCAUCUCAAAAGCAGAAAAAUCGAUUGGCAAAAUUCAUCCUUCACGUCUGAUCAAGAGUGGAAAUGUGAAGGAGCUGCCUUGUGAGCGUCUGAGCGGACAGGCCGACCUUGUCCUUCGUGGUGGAAGCCGCGGGCCAAGUGUAAGGCGAGGAUGUGGCCCCUGUUGUUUCUAUUUAACGUUCUUCAGGGGCCCGGCCGUCACGGUAAAGCAUAGCAGAGGUGUGCAGCAUGCUCAUUGGAAAAUAUUAUAGAAAAACUAGAAAUUUAGGCCUACUAAAAAUAGUAAUUUUUAAUUACUAACUAAAAUAAUGGAAAAUAAUACUUUUUCAGUUGCCAUUGAAGCAGAAAGGCAAGAUUGAGAUGUAAAGAAAACAUCUGCAAAACACAUGUGCACAAGGGCUUAGAUGACUACGUAGGAAGCUUUCAUAGCACAAUUACAAAAAGGCCAACAGCUCAACUUUAAAGACCUGUAAAAGCUUUGAACAUCCAUAAAAGAUCACAUAAAUGACAAGGAAGGGGAGGAAAGCUGCCAUCUUCAUUGUUUGGGAGAAAGAUCAAAACUAAAAGCACACAAGUAACACACCCCCGUCCCUGGGCUAGCAGGCUGUGCGUUUGGUUUUGGCUUAAGGCAGCAGCCAUAGCUCAAGCUCCUUGUGUUGGGAUGGCAUCCUGCAGCUCCAUUCCACUCCCAUUAGCUGAAAACUAAAACCCAGCAGACUACAUUUAAGGAGGAAGUGGAGGAAAGGAAACUCUGGACUCCGCUAAGCGAAAAGAAAACAGCUUGGUCAUAAAAUCACUGUACCUGCAGGGAUUGACUGGGAGCAGAGCAAGGACCAAAGCAUAUAAAGACUGUGUGUGUGUGUGUGUGUGUGUGCUCAUCAUAGCUGGUAAGAAGAUGGACAUGACCCAAUGCCCGUCAACAGGUGACUUCAACCCGAGAGGCAACCGAGUCCCUUGGCAUUAAAAAUCAACAUAGCAACUUCUGUAGAUCUUAGAAUAAUUUUGCUGAGUGAAACCUAAUCUUGAAAGAGAACUUGCAUGUGGUCUCAUUUACAUAAAAUUAAAAGUCUGUGCCACCUCACUAGCACAAAGCAGAUCAACGUUUGUCCCUAGGGGCUCUCAUGAGGAAACCCACGGAGCGGAGCUAGUAGCCGCACUCAGGCUCCUGUUGUGGGUGCU